This is a messenger RNA of Lactuca sativa (garden lettuce), 1891 nucleotides long. It is a transcript of the gene EMB975, whose product is annotated as Tetratricopeptide repeat (TPR)-like superfamily protein. The record is from RefSeq and is a predicted model, not a curated record. Gene Ontology annotation, molecular function: protein binding. Lineage: Eukaryota; Viridiplantae; Streptophyta; Magnoliopsida; Asterales; Asteraceae.
UUCAUACUCAGGCUCCAAAAAAAAAACUUUUGUACACUGUUUGAAUAUCCUUCACUGUUUUCACUCUUGGAUAAUUCUGAUUUUCUUUCUACCUGCGGCAACCACACUGGAGCGAACCCCACUCCGCCACUCCACCGGUUUUCACCGCCAGCGUCGCCACUUCAAGACUUCCUCCACCAGCAGCGCCACAGGGUUCAUGCUUGCAAGUUCAUCAAUUUCAAUUGCCUAUCAGCUGUUUGAUAAAAUGCCUGUUCCAAGUGAGGUUACUAAAUAGUAGACAUAAGCAUGGAUGGUGCAGUGCUCUCUUGUUUCUUCUGUAAAGUCUCAGAAACCCAUGUUCCUAUUCGGUUUACUGAAUCACAGAAGACUUCAAUCAAAAGAAACCAUCAGGAUGAAGUUAGGUUCAGUUUGAUGAAUCCAUCAAGAACCAGAAUUUACCUUAGAAAACCAUUCAAGAAAUCCAAUGAUCCUCAGGGAACAAAACCUUUUAAUGACCCUGAUGAUUCAAAUUCAACCUCUAUGGAAAUGGAUCAUGAAAAUGGUGAAGAUGAAGUAGAAAAAGAAGAAGACAAUCCUGAGUGGGACCCAGAUGAGAUUGAAACAAUCACCUCACUAUUUAGAGGAAGAAUCCCUCAAAAACCCGGAAAAAAAGCUAGAGAAAGACCUCUUCCUCUCCCACUUCCAUACAAACAACAACCAUUAGGACUUCCCACUUCAAAGAAAUUUGCAAAAACCAUAAACUCUUCAAGAAAAUCUUUAUCUAGCAAACUAUACAAAGAUCCAACAUUCUUAAUCACUCUAGCCAAAGAAAUCAAAAACCUUCCUCCUGAAAAAGACGUUUCCACAGUUUUAAACAAUUACACUCGAUUUCUUCGCAAAAGUUCAUUGUCAUUAACAGUAAGAGAAUUAGGGCACAUGGAUUUACCCGAAAGAGCUUUACAAAUCUUCUGUUGGGUCCAAAAACAUCCUCAUUUAUACCCAGAUGACACGCUUCUUGCUUCAACAGUUGAAGUCCUUGCAAGAAACCAUGAGUUAAAACUAUCUUUCAAACUAGAAAAAUUCCUAAGCCUAUCAAGCCAAAACGUGUAUGAAGCAGUUGUGAAGGGUUUCAUAAGAAGUGGAAGCUUAAAACUUGCAUACAAACUCGUUUCAGCUGCUAAAAAUGGGAAGAUAAUGGUGGACACUGGUGUUUAUGCAAAGCUGAUUUUGGAACUAGGAAAAAGCCCUGAUAAUUAUGUACAUAUUAUGGCUUUACUUGAAGAGCUUGGAGAAAGAGAGGAUUUGAAUCUAACACAGCAAGAUUGUACAUCAAUCAUGAAAGUUUGCAUAAAGUUAGGAAAAUUUGAGAUUGUUGAAGGUUUAUAUAAUUGGUUUAAAGACUCGGGUUAUGAACCAAGUGUAGUGAUGUACACCACUGUUGUGCAUAGUCGUUAUUGUAGUAACUGUUAUCGAGAGGCUUUGGCUUUGGUGUGGGAAAUGGAAGGGCGAAAUUGUCUUUUUGAUCUUCCGGCAUAUCGCGUGGUGAUAAAAGUUUUUGUUGCUCUUAAUGACCUUUCGAGAGCUGUGAGAUAUUUUUCAAAGAUGAAGGAGGCUGGUUUUUCUCCUGGAUUUGAUAUUUAUAUGGAUGUCAUAAAAAUCUAUGCAAUUCAUGGGAGAAUUGGUAAUUGUAAAGAGGUUUGUAAGGAGGCAGAGGUUGCUGGAUUUAAAAUGGAGGAACAAAUGAGGUCGAUGUUAAUGAAUGCAACUCAAUGAAAUAUAUAAACAUAUUUUAAUUAUGAAAUCUUCACCCUUUGAUUUUGUAGAUGCAAGCAAGUUGUCUUGUAAUGAUAUGUUUAUCAUCAUCAAUGUGGAUGAAACUUGUUAUUUUUAUCAUAAAUUCAGUCAACCUAAA